AUGGAGGACGGUUUCAACACCAGAUCACCCUCAUCUGCCUUCACUCUCCCGAGUUCUUCAGAGACAAUGACUUCUAUUCAGCUCUUGGAUUUCAGAACAAGUUUGCUUGAAGCACUAGAAGAGCUGCGUAUGAGGAGGGAAGCGGAGACUCAAUAUGAGGAGCAGAUUGCUAAAAUUAUUUUGGAGACCCAGGAACUGAAAUGGCAAAAGGAGACUCUUCAGAAUCAAAAGGAGGCAUUAAUAAAGCAACAUGAAGAAGCAAUGGAGGUUUUUAAAAAUCAGCUGCAAAUGAAGAUGUUUGUCUUGGAAGAAGAAAAGGGAAAAUAUAAACUUGCUACAGAAAUCAAAGAAAAAGAGAUAGAAGGAUUGAAGGAAACAUUAAAAACAUUGCAGGUUUCUCAAUAUUCUUUACAGAAGAAAGUGAGUGAAAUGGAACAAAAGGCUCAUUUACACCAUCUAGCUAAAGAAGAUUAUCACAAGCAGCUGAAUGAAAUUGAAAAAUCCUAUGUCACAGUAACAAAUCAGUUUGGAUUGGUGAGAGAGAAUCACCUAAAGUUAGAACAAAACGUACAAGAAGCAAUGCAGGUAAACAAGAGACUCUCUGCCAUAAAUGAAAAACAAGAAUCUGAAAUACACAGUUUAAAGAAGGAAUUAAAAAAAACAGCUUCAGAGUUAAUUAAGUCCAAAGUCCUAUGUCAGCAUAAGAUGGAAGAAGAAAGUAUAAAUCUGAUAAUUAAAAAACAAAAAUAUGAAGAGCUUCAAGAAAGACUCAACACGGAGUUGGAAUUAAACAGGAAAAUUAAUGAAGAGAUUACCCGUCUUCGACAAGAAAGACAUGAUACCCUCUUUUGUUAUGAACAUAUGCAGCAAUUACUUCAGCGUCAGACUCAAGCUAAUAAUGAAAUCGAUGAUGAAUUGAAGGCGCUAAGAGAAAAUAAUCAGACCCUUGAAAGAGAUAAUGAGCUGCAAAGGGAGAAGGCAAAAGAAAAUGAAGAAAAGUUCCUUAAUCUUCAGAGUGAGCAUGAGAGAGCACUAGGAACUUGGAAGAGACAUGUUGAAGAACUUAGUGGGGAAAUGAAUGAGCUUAAAAUUGAGUUGUCAUCACUUAAGGAAACUCAUGUUAAGUUGCAAGAACAUUAUAACAAAUUACGUGACCAGAAAAAAAUCGAGGAAUGCAAGAAGUUUCAGAAUGUUCUGGAACUAAAUAAUGAAAAUAGUGAUGAACUAUCUAUCACACCAAAGUACAGUUCUGGUCAAGAAAUAUGUGGGGAAAAUACAAAGAAUUUUUGUUCAGAUACUGAAUACAGACAAAAGGAAGAAAAGAAAGACCUACCUGUAGAAGAAAUGUCAGAAGAUUUGUGGCCUUUGGAAGUAAGUACCAGAAAUGAAAUUAAUACUGUGGUAUUUCAUGAAGGAAACCAAAGUGGAAUGUCACCAAGUGAAGCCCUUUGCCUAGAUAAAGACCUAACUGAUCAAGAACAAACCUCCAAUGUUACUGACAGUGGAAAAUCAAUCACCGUAGAAGUAAAAGACAAGCUGUGCUUAGAAGAAGCCAAUAGCUGUUUAGAAUUUAAAUCACUGAACAAUUUCUUUUUAGUGGUAGAUGAAUCACUAGAAACAGAAAAGAUAUGCCUAAAAGGAACUGAAGGAUUAGGCCUUCUCCACAGUGGUGUAGAUGUACCUCUGGACACUCAAAGUCACAAAGUGUCCCUUAGUAGCGUUUCAAAUGAGAUGGCCCACAAAAGAAACUAUAACACCAAUGUUUCUGAAAGCACGCCAUUCAAACAGCAAUUCAAAUUGCUUCCAGCAAAUUUGGAAAAUACUACAGAGAAGGAAAUUACAAGUCAUGACCAAACCAAAGCAUCAGUUCAAGAUAAAAAGCUAAAUCUUGAUCAGACUAAGAAACAUGGCUUAAAGGAUUCAAGUAAUGUUAUGUUAGACGUUGAGUACCAAAAAAUAAAACAAACAUUACGUGAAGAGAGUGAGUGCAGCAUGGUACCUUUUUCAUGUUAUCAGCAAGCAAGCAAGGCUCCCAAGAAGCCUGAAGCAACUGUUGCCUGUGUUGCGGUGAUCAGUCCAUCUGCUGUCUCUGGUGAUAAUUUGACAAUACUUAAGAAUUCAGAAAACAAUAUUAAUACUACGCUGACAUUGGUGAAACCCACCUCAAGGCCUGCAGAGGGAGCUAUAAGGAAAAAUAUAAAUGACAUUCAAGACAGUCCCCUUAAGAACCAUUUGGGAGUUUCAGAAAGCGGUGUGACGAUCUCAAACAUUCAGGUUAACCAAAAAACCAGUCAUGCUUUGCAAGCCAAAGAUUUAAAAACUGCAGUUCCCAUGACAUCUUCCACAGAAAGACAGCAUUCCGAUGAGAAUCAGACAACUGAGACCACAAAAAGUGGUCUCUUUUCCUUGGGAAGACAGUGCAUGUUGCUGACUAACAGAGAGAAAGCAGAGGCACUAAAUGACAUCCUGUCAGAAGGAACAUUCCGUGAAGGUCAGUUGGAAGACUCACAUUUGUCUCAUGGAACACCAUCUGCAGACUCAGUAAACACAAGUACAAGGCCAGCCUUUGAUCUUCCCACUCCAGAUAAAGUACCCGAGAAAACUCCAGGAUACAUGAGGUUUGUGGCUUCUAGCCCUUGGUCAAAAAUAAAUCAAAUUAAAACACGGGACACUGUAACUUCCAGCAUUCCUUUAUUGCUGAAGGAGAGACCAGUAGGUCUGUCAGAAAACAGAGUGAACACUCCAGUGACUUUCUGUAAAAAUGUUGGUUUGGAUGACACUAGAAAAAAUACUGCAGCAGGUACUGCCAGCAUUAGCAGAGUUGCUGACACUGUGAGUAACUGGAGUAUCCAUCCAGAUCCCAAGGGACAACCCAGUGAAGAGAGGAAUGCAACUGCAAAGACGUUUUAUGAUUCUUCUUUUCCCACAGAACAUGUGAAAGCAGAGCCCUUGAUUUCAACUGUGCAACAAAGCCAUUCCCAGACAGUCAAGAUUGCAGACACUCCUGAUCCACUCGCCUUUUCUCCUGGUAACAAUGACUGGCAGAGCCUUGUGAUAAACCGACUAACUGAGAUUGAAAAGUUACUAAGCUUAGAAAGUGACAACCAGCCCAAGAAAAGAAAAUUAGAAGAGACAGUAGAAAAAGUAACUGAUUAAAUGUUGAUAGAUGCUUUCAUUGGUGAAACUGAUGUACUACAUGCUUUAUAG
Acomys russatus (golden spiny mouse) is the source of this 3207-nucleotide messenger RNA. It is a transcript of the gene Ccdc73, whose product is annotated as coiled-coil domain containing 73. Lineage: Eukaryota; Metazoa; Chordata; Mammalia; Rodentia; Muridae. Bases 1 to 3156 code for a protein of 1051 amino acids. The record is from RefSeq and is a predicted model, not a curated record. The transcript has 17 exons.